UGUGAAGAAACGAGUAUCAGUAGGAUGCAGACGGUUGAUUGUGCAGGCAUUGCAAAACUUCACCCUAACCGACUCACUCAAAACGCAGAAUCAUCAGGAAGGAACUGCUGUGUGUUGCUCAGAGAUCCACAACAGACAAUUUUGCAUCUAAAAUAACUACCACUCAACGAUCCCAAUUCACACUUGGAAAUAGAGAAAAGCGUGAAGAUGAAGAAUACAACAAAACCCUGCAGAACAGAGCAUCACAAUGCUGAAGGACAAAGAGAUCGCAUGGAGGGAAACAAGAAAGGAGAAACAAAGGCCAAAAAAUCAGUCAGGAAGAAAAUCAGUGGGAAGAGUUUCCGAAGCAAAGGUGAUGUAAAGAAACACAUGCUCAUCCACACCGGAGAGAAGCCGUAUCGAUGUGAUCAAUGUGGGAAAUUUUUCCCAUACAAACAAAGGUUUAAACUACACCUGGAAGCCCAUGCCAAGGGGAAUCCAUACAAGUGUGAUGAGUGCGGGGAGAGUUUCAAAACCAGGUUACAAUUGAGGAGCCACAUGACACUCCACCCUGAAUACAAGCCGUACAAAUGUGAUCAAUGCGAGAAGAGUUACGGGAGAGAAGACCACCUUCAGAGACACAUGAAGCUUCACACAGGGGAAAAGCCGCACAAGUGCGAACACUGCGGAAAGAGUUUCCCGAUGAGAGAUUUGCUUAGGAGCCACUUAAUGGUGCACAGCGAAGUGAAGCCGUACACAUGUGAUCAAUGCGGAAAGGGUUUUACACUCAAAAAACGCUAUAAUGAACACAUGAAUAUUCACACUGGAGAGAGGCCGUACACAUGCGAUCAAUGCGGGAAGGGUUUCCCUUAUGAACAGAGUCUUAAUCUGCACAUGAGAUUUCACCGAGGAGAAAAACCCUUCACUUGUGAUCAAUGCGGCCAGAGCUUCUCCCAGAAAGGAGGCUAUAACAUCCACAUGAAAAUCCACACUGGAGAAAAGUCGUAUACCUGCGAUCAGUGCGGGAUGAGUUUCAGACAUGGAUCCUCUCUCAAAUUACAUAUGACGCACCAUACUGGAGAAAAACCAUUUCACUGUGAUCAAUGUGAUAAAUGUUAUAGUACGGCAUUAUUCCUGAAGAACCACAUAAAAACUCAUGAUAAGGCUCAAAUUUACUCAUGCUUUACUUGUGGAAAGACUUUUAAUCAAUUGAGGGGUUUGAGGUUGCAUGAGAAAAGGCACAGCCUUACAAAGCCUUUUAUGUGCUUUGAUUGCGGAAAGUGCUACUUUACAGAUACUGAGCUGAAACAGCAUCUGCCAGUUCACUCUAAUGAAAGACCUUACAUGUGUUCACUCUGUUAUAAGAGUUUCCCCAGAAUGGGAAGCUUGAUAGUUCAUGAGAAGACCCAUAAUGGAGAGAAACCCGAUUGCCGCACUGGAAGUAAAAAGAGCCAGGAUGAGUGAGAACAUAAUGAAACAUCUUUAUUAAAUAUGUUUGCUUUUUGAUGUAAACUUUAUCAUGAAGCUUGUUUGUUUUCAGGUCAGGUAUUCUGUGACACUAUUACUCGGGGAUAGUUUAUAGUCUUUUAUUGAAGUAGUUGUUUACAAAAUGUUCUUUUCAAUUAACUUUGUAACUUGCUAACAAUUAUAUUCUUUUUCUUUUAACUUUUAAAUGUUAUGAAUCUUUCUCAAUUGCUUUAACUGUUUUUUUAUAGGCUUAAAUAUUAACUUUAGCUUAUAUAUUCUGUUUAGUAUAUAUUGAAUUCCAUCUUUUUGUGCUUUUUAAAAAUUCAACAUUAAGAAUUUUACAGCAACAACUUGAUAAUGCCAGUCAAUAACAGUUUAAGAAAUGCAUCUAACUUGUAUCUCAGAAAAAGAAUAAAGUUCUUAAACACCUAA
This is a messenger RNA of Danio rerio (zebrafish), 1878 nucleotides long. NCBI's taxonomy places the organism in Eukaryota, Metazoa, Chordata, Actinopteri, Cypriniformes, Danionidae. The record is from RefSeq.